Molecule: messenger RNA, 2817 nt
Organism: Salvelinus fontinalis (brook trout)
Lineage: Eukaryota; Metazoa; Chordata; Actinopteri; Salmoniformes; Salmonidae
Gene: peds1a
Exons: 7
Coding region: 105-998 (297 amino acids)
Molecular function (GO): oxidoreductase activity
Source: RefSeq, a predicted model, not a curated record
GUUCACUUCGCUGUUGCGCCAGGACAUUAGGGAUCCUCAAUAUUUUACAGCUGAAUCUCUGAAGUGCUGGAGGAAAAGAAAGUCAGUCACAGACGUACGGUCCAAUGCCAGUUCAAACUGGAGGAAUGGAAGGGAGGAUCGCGGUGGCAGCGCCAGUACUACUGUCAGAGAGAGAGAUUCAACAUCGGUCUAUGGCAGAGGAGGAUCCUAACGGGAAUGAGCACGGUUCGGCUGCCCGCAGCACGGCGCCUCGUUGGGGACCGCAGCAUGCAGGGGCCCGACAACUUGCAACACUGUACUCACCUGGUAAGCGACUACAGGAGUGGAUCAGUGUAGUUCUGUGCCUCUCUCUCUUCAUCAUCAACCUCUCCUUCCUUCUCCUCAACUUCUCCGCUGUGCACAUCUACAAAAUCAUAUUCGGUAUCUUAAUGGGGAUAGUGAUGGCAGACUUUGCAUCUGGUAUGGUGCACUGGGGAGCAGACACCUGGGGCUCUGUGGACAUCCCUGUCCUUGGGAAGGCAUUCAUCCGCCCAUUCCGGGAACACCACAUUGACCCCACAGCCAUCACUCGACAUGACUUCAUAGAGACCAAUGGGGACAACUGCAUGCUCACAAUACUGCCCCUGGCACAUAUGGCCUACAAGUUCCUGACGUACCAGCCAGAUGCCCUAGCAGAGACCUACCCCUGGCAGUGCUUUGUGUUUGCACUGGCAGUCUUCGUGACGUUGACCAAUCAGAUCCAUAAAUGGUCUCACUCCUACUUUGGUCUUCCCCGCUGGGUGACGCUUCUGCAGGACUGUCACCUGGUGUUACCACGGAAACACCACCGCAUCCACCAUGUGUCCCCUCAUGAGACCUACUACUGCAUCACCACAGGGUGGUUGAACUACCCUCUGGACAAGGUGGGCUUCUGGCGGAGGAUGGAGAGGUUGAUAGAGAGAGUGACAGGUCACACGCCUCGGAGUGAUGACAUGGAAUGGACCAAGAAAAUGGAGUGAAGGGCUCUGGGACUCUCUCUGGACCAGUAGGACAGUGGGGUGGGGGUUUUGGGUUGGCGGAUUAAGACUGGGAAGAGUUUUUCCUGCUUUUCACCCACUUCCUGUGUCUCUCUUCCUUACCCCUUACACUAUAACACGCCUACAGUAUAUACUUCCUUGUCAUGGCACAGCACCUCAGCAAUGACACUAGUAAUGCGGCCUUCUAGAUACUUCCAAGAUCCAUCCGUUCUUUACUUUUGUUAGGUAUUUGCUUUUUCAGUGUUGCAAGAGAAGCAGUCCACAGUCAGACUCUGUUUGCAAUAGUAGGUCCAGUGGCAGAUCUGGGGUUGACUUUGGAGAUGUUUUGUCCUUUUUGUGACCCCAUUUCUGUUAACUGCUCAUCCUUCCAUCCAAUGGGCUUGUAUCUCCUUACAUAUCUUAACCAAUUAGCUGUUAUUUUAUUGUGUCAGUGUAAGAGGUUUCUGGAGGAUGGGCUCUCCAGGGGACAAACCAUGUUGCCUUCUCAGGCAUUGUCUUACAUGACACAGAGAAAGAGGCUGUCAUCUGGAUCCAAGUUCAGCUUAAUGUAAGAAGGCAACCAUAUUGCUCCUUACCUAAGUUGGGGAAAAACAACCAAAUGUCUUACCUACAGUAUGUAUUGUCCUUUUAAAUGUAUCGAUUUUAUUUGUUUGAUUCAAUGGAAUUUGUUUUGAAAUUAUGUUUAGAUCAAUCAUGGUGCAAUGAAACGUUGACUCAAACAAAUGUCCCUCACCUCUAGUAACUACGUGACGAUGUUCACAGAUUCUUCCCUACUCAUUUGGUCAGGUAAGAGUAGAGAACCACAGAGGAUCAAACAGCAGGCAAUUUAUUUUGAAGACUGUAAUGAAAUUCUUUCUACCUUCAAAAGGUAAAUAUCUGCACUUUACUGACUUACCCAUAACUAUGUUUAUAAGACAGUCCUGUCAGCAUGCACGCACGCACACACAGACACACACGCACGCGCAGGUUGACUUUUGUCAUGAGUCUUUGUCCUGGAGGCAGAACUGAGCAAUUUCCCCUUUGAUAGGCCAGCUGCAAAGUCAAAAUUGUCUAUAUUGAAGAAGAAAAAAAAUCGAAUUAUUUUUGGUCUUAAUGUAAGGUUAGUGUUAGGCAUAAGGGUUAGCAGUGUGGUUCAGGUUAGUGUUAGGCAUAAGGGUUAGCAGUGUGGUUAAGGUUAGUGUUAGGCAUAAGGGUUAGCAGUGUUGUUAAGGUUAGUGUUAGGCAUAAGGGUUAGCAGUGUGGUUAAGGUUAGUGUUAGGCAUAAGGGUUAGCAGUGUGGUUAAGGUUAGUGUUAGGCAUAAGGGUUAGCAGUGCGGUUAAGGUUAGGCAUAAGGGUUAGCAGUGUGGUUAAGGUUAGUGUUAGGCAUAAGUGUUAGCAGUGUGGUUAAGGUUAGGGUUAGCAGUGUGGUUAAGGUUAGGGUUAGUUUUAAAAUCUGAUUUUAUGACUUUGUGACUGUGCCAGCUAGUGACCACUGCAGAGCUGCCUCCAGAACAAGAUUCAUGACGAAAAACGCUAACUUGCCACACACACACAGUUCCUGUCCAUCAUUGCAUUGAAUCGCUUGGACAGCUCGAAAGCAGCCAUAAUACACCCAGUUGAAAUAAGUAUGGUGUUUUCAUCUUUGGGUUCAUACCAGCAGCUUUUGGUUUUCUGUCUGGCUUUAUAACGUUACAUUUUUUAUAUUAACAGAUCAGCCUUGAAUUUAAUUAUUACUUCCCAUCAUGCAACUAUUGCUCACAGCUAGUCUGCCUUAAUGUUUUUUUAUCUGCUGUAUGAUUUAAUAAAGCUCUAUUAAUUGAA